Messenger RNA from Stegastes partitus (bicolor damselfish), 1687 nucleotides. RefSeq names its product opsin 3 (gene opn3). Gene Ontology annotation, cellular component: membrane. Lineage: Eukaryota; Metazoa; Chordata; Actinopteri; Pomacentridae. Bases 1 to 1164 code for a protein of 387 amino acids. The transcript is spliced from 4 exons. Gene Ontology annotation, biological process: visual perception; G protein-coupled receptor signaling pathway. The record is from RefSeq and is a predicted model, not a curated record. Gene Ontology annotation, molecular function: G protein-coupled receptor activity.
AUGAAUCCGCUCAACGAAAGCAGAGCCGAGAGAAGUGCGGAGAAUUACAUCUUUGCUGUGGGCACUUACAAACUUCUCGCUUUUACCAUCGGGACUAUUGGAGUAUUCGGCUUUUGCAAUAACGUGGUCGUCUUGAUACUCUACUGCAAAUUCAAGAGGCUCCGGACGCCCACCAAUUUGUUACUGGUCAACAUAAGUUUGAGUGAUUUGCUGGUUUCUCUCAUCGGGAUAAACUUUACGUUCGCUUCGUGCGUCAAAGGCGGAUGGAUCUGGAGCCAGGCGACAUGCGUCUGGGACGGCUUCAGCAACAGCCUCUUUGGCAUCGUUUCCAUCAUGACUCUGUCAGCCCUGGCUUAUGAGCGUUACAUCCGGGUGGUCCAUGCCCAGGUGGUGGACUUCCCCUGGGCCUGGCGGGCCAUCGCCCACAUCUGGCUGUACUCCCUGGCCUGGACGGGGGCGCCUCUGCUCGGGUGGAACCGCUACACCCUGGAGAUCCACCAGCUGGGCUGCUCUCUGGACUGGGCGUCAAAGGACCCCAAUGACGCCUCCUUCAUCCUCUUCUUCCUCCUGGCGUGUUUCUUUGUGCCUGUUGGUAUCAUGAUCUACUGCUAUGGGAACAUUCUCUACACAGUGCAAAUGCUCCGCUCCAUCCAAGACCUCCAGACGGUUCAGAUCAUCAAGAUCUUGCGGUACGAGAAGAAGGUGGCCGUCAUGUUUCUCCUGAUGAUAUCCUGCUUCCUGGUGUGUUGGACGCCCUACGCUGUCGUGUCCAUGAUGGAGGCCUUUGGCAGGAAGAGCAUGGUGUCGCCCACAGUGGCCAUCAUCCCCUCAUUCUUCGCCAAGUCCAGCACAGCGUACAACCCUCUCAUCUACGUGUUCAUGAGCAGAAAGUUCCGCCGCUGUCUGCUGCAGCUGCUCUGUUCGCGGCUCUCCUGGCUGCAGCGCAACCUCAAAGAGCGCCCCCUGGCUCCGGUCGAGCGCCCCAUCCGUCCCAUCGUGGUGUCCAGCGCAUGCGGCAGCAAGGACCGGCCCAAAAAGAGGGUGACCUUUUGUUCCUCGUCCAUCGUCUUCAUCAUCACCAGCGAUGACUUCCGCCACCUGGACGUAUCCUCCAAGGCUGGAGAUUCCACGCAGGUCAAUGUCAUCCAAGUGAAGCCGUUGUGAUCCACAUGGACUGGACUUCUCACCCCCCCAACCACUCAGUAUGCCUUAGGACCUAACAUGCAGUUCCAAGCCAAAAUAAUUCCUGUCUGACCUCCCUGGAUGUUUCUGUGUCCGCACGCAGUUACAGACUUGUUACAGCUUAAUGUAAAUAUCCAACUGUCAGCCCGAGAUCUCAACUAAACCUAUUUGAGUAGUAUGAAAGUGUGACAUCCUCGCCUAACAUCAGCUGUGGUGAUAUAAGUACUUAAUGAUGUAGUUAACAAGUAGUUCUAUGUUCCUCACACUUAUUUGUCAAAUAUGCCAUACAGUAUAUGUGACAACUGUAGGACUGUGUUGAGUAUUUAAAGGCCAGGUACGGACCCCAGUUUGGAUCGACAUGUUGAUAGCAGAUUUGUUUUGGUUGGUACCCAACUGCAAGUGUGAAAAAUGGAAAAAUAAGCCUUAGUUUCUUAGCCAUGAACCAUAAUCCUCAAACUGACAUUACUGUGUAUGGAUUCAAUAAAGAGAUCCUAUUUUAAGCUAC